UCCACGAGUUCAUGAUGUUUCUUCUUCACCACAGACAAGGAUACCCUGAGGCACGGAGGUUGAAGGAAUUGUCUACGUCUGCUGGGGGAGACUACUCAUUUGGGCUUCUUUUCAAACAUCUCAUCACGGGCAUCUGACGUUGUCCAGUAGUCUCACGCACCUACGACCCGAGGUGUCCUGUAUCCACCUCAUGAUCGUCUAUCUUUGUGGCGAAGCUAAGGACAACGAUCUCUAGAGUGUACUGCCGUCUGGAUGUCUGCUGACACGUUGACCUUACCCCGAGACAUUCCUCUGGCGCUACUGUUGUUGGCCCGUGUAGUCAGUCCGACUCGGACUCAGGCUUAUAUACACGGAGUCUUUCGUGGCCCACACGAUGCACUUUGCUUCGAGUUCUAGCGAGAGUCCGGAAUCGACGUCUCGCCACCAUGUCUACUAUUGCGCCGAUCAUUGAAACAACCUUGGGCUACCAGUACAUUGGCUUCACUUUGUCGAUCGCCUGCUAUGGCAUCACGACCGUUCAGACGUAUCUAUACUAUCGUACCUACCAAGACGAUAGUCGUCCUCUCAAAGCAUUCGUCUUCGUACUGUUCUUGCUCGAUACACUCUGCUCGGCUUUUGUUACUCACGCCCUCUAUGUAAUGCUUGUCGCGAACUGGGGUAAUGUUCCCGCAUUGCACUUUUUUCCUUGGACAUUCGCAGCCGAGAACGGCCUGACCGUCUUGAUCACACUUCUAGUUCAGUGCUUCUUUGCUACACGGGUCUGGGACGUAUCAGGAAGGAAAUGGAUCCCGACUGCUAUCAUCAUAAUCACGGCUUUGGUAGCGUUCGGAUCGGGGCUUUGUUUGACAUCGAAACUCUUCAUGACGAACUACUCGACCGCAAUACAAAGCUCUUUUUUCAUGAUCACGGCCUCCCUGGACCAAGGGUUUGCAUCGCUAUGCGAUGUCAUCAUCACAGGGUCGCUAUGCUACUACUUGAAGUCUUGGCGCAGUAGCGGGACGAAGAGCACUGUGGCAGUUAUCGAUCGCCUGUUCUCUUACAUUGUCGCUCGUGGCAUAUUGACAGCAGUCAUCCAGUUCCUCCUCCUGAUCACGUUCGUUACUGUCAAAAGAAACGAAGCUUGGAUGCUUGCCCAUCUUGUCCUCAGCAAAGUAUACAUCAAUACUAUGCUCGCUACUCUAAACGGAAGACAAGCUCUUCGCGGCAAGCUUGACAACAUCGUCCUGGUUACGACGCACAAUCGUGCGCACACGCCUGGGCCCCGUCUUUCUGAGGGCCACCUAGGGAACAUGGAGUUCAGCUCGAACGACGAGAUUUCAAUCAGCACAGGCCUGCAAGGUUUUGCGAGCACUGGCAAGGAGCCGCAGGAAUCCCUGUGAUACCCACUGACUGUAUUAUUAUAGCACUGAAUGUUGAACGUUGAACACUGGCGCGAAACUAGAUAGGUUACGCUGGACUCGGAGACGUACACAGGACCGUGCAUAUACCCGAACGCGGCCUGUCACGGCCUGCAUGGCUUUCAGAGGCUCGAUGCAGACCAGCCCUCCUGGAUUAGACUUUAUUCGGCCGAGACAUAUCUGUAGGCCACGACGGUGGCCAGUUGGCGAUGGCGACCAGGAUUGAAUAUUGAAUAUUGGGCAGUGGCCACGCGUGCCUCUCGAUCGCCGGACUCGGGUUCAGCGAAAGCCUAUCUUCUGUGGCAGAGGCCUUACGGUGCAGCCUAAGCACGGAGUCGUUAGGUCC
Molecule: messenger RNA, 1743 nt
Organism: Fomitopsis serialis
Lineage: Eukaryota; Fungi; Basidiomycota; Agaricomycetes; Polyporales; Fomitopsidaceae
Exons: 20
Coding region: 426-1379 (317 amino acids)
Source: RefSeq, a predicted model, not a curated record